UGACCCAGGAGGAGGCAGGGUGCUCAGUGUCUGCGCCUGGUGGACAGGGGGCGGCCACCUCAUGGCCUGGGCCCAGGUCUGUGCCAGCUGUUGCCGGCAGCUGGCUGAAGCAGUCCUGCCCACUGCCACUGGGGUUGAGACUGAGGAGAGGACCCUCUUGCUGGGCCCUGCCUCUGCCAGGCAGUCCCCGGGACCCUUGAUCCCAGGGGUCCCAGGUACCCCAAACCCUGGGUUCUCCUGCCCCUCUAACGGCUUCACUAGCAGUGACCCCCUUUCUGAGGGGUACAGGAAGGAGGGCCUGAGCACUGGUAGCAGCUCCACCUGGGGUCCUGGAGCCACAGCGGCCUCCUGGCCCACAGCCGUCCUUCUGGCCGACCUUGAGCAGGAUGCAAGGCAGGGGGAGUGUGCCCUUCCCAGGGCCGUCCCAGCAGGCCUGGCCCCACUGAAACCCGAAGCCAGCCGGAGCUCUAGCCCUGGGCCGACCAGCUGCAUGGGAGCAAGCGUAGUGGCAGAGGUCGGACCGAGAGACACAACCAGUGCCGGGCCUGAGCCAGAGACCUGGCUGCCUCGCUGCCAUGGCAGUCCUGAGACUCCAGAGCCCAGGAGAGGGCAACCACCGACUGCACCAGAACUGCCGUCAGUCAUGCUGUUGAAUGGGGACUGCCCAGAGAGCCUGAAGAGGGAAGAGGGGACUGCCGAACCGCCCCGGGAAAAUGGGCUGGAUGAGACCGAGCCAGGAGAGGAGACCACUGGACAGGAAGUCAUUGUCAUCCAGGACACAGGCUUUUCUGUGAAGAUCCUGGCCCCUGGGAUCGAGCCCUUCUCCCUACAGGUGUCCCCGCAGGAGAUGGUACAGGAAAUCCACCAGGUACUCAUGGACCGUGAAGACACGUGUCACCGCACCUGCUUCUCACUGCACCUGGAUGGCAACAUGCUGGACCACUUUUCAGAGCUGCGCAGCGUGGAGGGGCUGCAGGAGGGCUCCGUGCUACGUGUGGUAGAAGAGCCGUACACGGUACGUGAGGCCCGCAUCCACGUGCGCCAUGUCCGAGACCUGCUCAAGAGCUUGGACCCGUCCGAUGCCUUCAAUGGGGUUGACUGCAACUCCUUGUCCUUCUUGAGCGUCUUCACCGACGGCGACCUGGGAGACAGCGGGAAGCGGAAGAAGGGCUUGGAGAUGGACCCCAUCGACUGCACGCCACCCGAGUACAUCCUUCCAGGGAGCCGGGAGCGGCCGUUGUGUCCCCUGCAGCCCCAGAACCGUGACUGGAAGCCCCUGCAGUGCCUGAAAGUGCUCACCAUGAGUGGCUGGAACCCACCCCCUGGGAACCGUAAGAUGCAUGGGGACCUCAUGUACCUGUUUGUGAUCACGGCCGAGGACCGGCAAGUCAGCAUCACGGCGUCCACGCGGGGCUUUUAUCUGAACCAGUCGACAGCGUAUCACUUCAACCCCAAGCCCGCCAGCCCCCGCUUCCUCAGCCAUUCCCUGGUGGAGCUGCUCAACCAGAUCAGCCCGACCUUCAAAAAGAACUUUGCUGUGCUGCAGAAGAAAAGGGUCCAGCGCCACCCGUUCGAGAGGAUCGCCACCCCAUUCCAGGUAUACAGCUGGACAGCCCCCCAGGCAGAGCACGCCAUGGACUGCGUGCGCGCAGAGGAUGCCUACACCUCGAGGCUGGGCUACGAGGAGCACAUACCCGGACAGACCCGGGACUGGAACGAGGAGCUGCAGACCACGAGGGAACUGCCCCGCAAGAACCUGCCUGAGCGGCUGCUGCGAGAGAGAGCCAUAUUCAAGGUGCACAGUGACUUCACGGCGGCAGCCACACGGGGUGCCAUGGCGGUCAUCGAUGGCAACGUGAUGGCCAUCAACCCCAGUGAGGAGACCAAGAUGCAGAUGUUCAUCUGGAACAACAUAUUCUUCAGCCUGGGCUUCGAUGUCCGUGACCACUACAAGGACUUCGGUGGGGACGUGGCGGCCUAUGUGGCGCCCACCAACGACCUGAAUGGCGUGCGCACAUACAAUGCAGUGGACGUGGAGGGGCUCUACACGCUGGGCACGGUGGUGGUGGAUUACCGUGGCUACCGUGUUACGGCCCAGUCCAUCAUCCCCGGCAUCCUGGAGCGGGACCAGGAGCAGAGCGUCAUCUAUGGCUCCAUUGACUUUGGCAAGACAGUGGUGUCGCACCCACGAUACCUGGAGCUGCUGGAACGCACGAGCCGGCCCCUCAAGAUCCUGCGGCACCGGGUGCUCAACGACCGCGAUGAGGAAGUGGAGCUCUGCUCUUCCGUGGAGUGCAAGGGCAUCAUCGGCAAUGAUGGGCGCCACUACAUCCUCGACCUGCUGCGCACCUUCCCCCCUGACCUCAACUUCCUGCCCGUGCCUGGCGAGGGGCUGCCCGAAGAGUGCACCCGUGCUGGCUUCCCCCGCGCCCACCGGCACAAGCUCUGCUGCCUGCGCCAGGAGCUAGUGGAUGCCUUUGUGGAGCACAGGUACCUCCUCUUCAUGAAGCUGGCUGCCCUGCAGCUCAUGCAGCAGAAAGCCAGCAAGUUGGAGAGCCCCACCUCACUGGAAAACGGCGGUCUCCCCUCCCCGGAGUCCAAGCCUGAAGACCCUCCAGGACCCGAGGCGGGAAGCGAGGAGGAGGGCAGCAAUGCUAGUGGCCUGGCCAAGGUGAAGGAGCUGGCGGAGACCAUCGCCUCGGACGACGGGACAGCAGACCCUCGGAGUCGGGAGGUGAUCCGCAACGCAUGCAAGGCAGUCGGCUCCAUCAGCAACACAGCCUUUGACGUUCGCUUCAACCCUGACAUCUUCUCGCCAGGGGUUCGCUUCCCUGAGUCUUGCCAGGAGGAAGUUCGGGACCAGAAGCAGCUGCUGAAAGAUGCCGCUGCCUUCCUGCUCUCCUGCCAGAUCCCCGGCUUGGUGAAGGACUGCACAGACCAUGUGGUGCUGCCCAUGGACGGGGCCACACUGGCCGAGGUGAUGCGCCAGCGUGGCAUCAACAUGCGCUACCUGGGCAAGGUGUUAGACCUGGUGCUCCGGAGCCCGGCUCGUGACCAGCUGGACCACAUCUACAAAAUUGGCAUUGGAGAGCUCAUCACCCGCUCUGCCAAGCAUAUCUUCAAGACAUACUUACAGGGAGUUGAGCUCUCUGGCCUCUCAGCUGCCAUCAGCCACUUCCUGAACUGCUUCCUGAGCUCCUACCCCAACCCCGUGGCCCACCUGCCCGCUGACGAGCUGGUCUCCAAGAAGAGGAACAGGAGGAGGAGAAACCGUCCCCCGGGGGCGGCGGAUAACACGGCCUGGGCCGUCAUGACCCCCCAGGAGCUUUGGAAAAACAUCUGCCAGGAGGCCAAGAACUACUUUGACUUCAGCCUCGAGUGUGAGACUGUGGACCAGGCUGUGGAGACAUACGGCCUGCAGAAGAUAACGCUGCUGCGGGAGAUCUCCCUGAAAACCGGGAUCCAGAUCCUGCUGAAGGAGUACAGCUUCGACAGCCGCCACAAACCCGCAUUCACUGAGGAGGAUGUGCUCAACAUCUUCCCCGUGGUCAAGCACGUCAACCCAAAGGCCUCGGAUGCCUUCCACUUCUUCCAGAGCGGGCAGGCCAAAGUACAGCAGGGCUUCCUGAAGGAGGGCUGCGAGCUCAUCAAUGAGGCCCUGAACCUGUUUAACAACGUGUACGGAGCCAUGCACGUGGAGAUCUGCGCCUGCUUGCGCCUCCUGGCCCGUCUCCACUACAUUAUGGGUGACUACGCUGAGGCCCUGAGCAACCAACAGAAGGCAGUGCUGAUGAGUGAGCGAGUGAUGGGCAUCGAGCACCCCAACACCAUCCAGGAAUACAUGCACUUGGCCCUGUACUGCUUUGCCAGCAGCCAGCUGUCCACGGCCCUGAACCUGUUGUACCGCGCCCGCUACCUCACACUGCUCGUGUUCGGGGAGGACCACCCGGAGAUGGCACUGCUGGACAACAACAUCGGGCUGGUGCUGCACGGAGUAAUGGAGUGUGACCUGUCGCUGCGCUUCCUGGAGAAUGCGCUGGCCGUCAGCACCAAGUACCACGGGCCCAAAUCCCUCAAGGUGGCCCUCAGCCACCACCUGGUCGCCCGGGUCUACGAGAGCAAAGCCGAGUUCCGGUCAGCCCUACAGCACGAGAAGGAAGGCUACACCAUCUACAAGACCCAGCUGGGCGAGGACCAUGAGAAGACCAAGGAGAGCUCUGAGUACCUCAAGUGCCUGACCCAGCAGGCCGUGGCCCUGCAGCGCACCAUGAAUGAGAUCUACCGCAACGGCUCCAGCGCCAACAUCCCACCCCUCAAGUUCACAGCCCCCAGCAUGGCCAGUGUCCUGGAACAGCUCAACGUCAUCAACGGCAUCCUUUUCAUUCCUCUCAGCCAAAAAGACUUAGAGAAUCUGAAAGCUGAGGUGGCACGGCGGCAUCAGCUCCAGGAAGCCAGCAAAAACAGGGAGAAGGCCGAGGAGCCCAUGGUCACCGAGCCUGAGCCAGUGGGGGCCCCAGAGGAUGUGGCCUCCCAGCCCCCGGCUGCCAAGGACCCUUCUUCCCCGAGCUUUCAGGGGUAGAAAGGGAGAGACAGAUGAACAGUCAGCUGCCCCGUUAACCAGUGAUCCGGACUCCAGGAGAAGGGGAGCAUGCCCUGCAGAUCGGGAGAGGAAACAAGUCCCUCUUCUUCCACGUUUCCGACCCCAGCCCCAUCCCCAGCAUCCUCCUGGGACCCCGGCCUGGCCUGCCUGUCCCCAGAAAGAUGUUUUUGCACUGGUUCAAUGAAUAUACGAUGCAGAGGCCUAACUGAAGACAUGUGAAUGGAGUGUGUGGGCAUCAGUUCCCAGCUGGGGGGCAGGUGGCCCCACAGGCCCCCAUCCUCGAGCAGUGUGUGCGAAUGUGUCCAUGCCCGUGAGCGUCUCGGUCCAUCCUUCCUAAUUGUACAUAGCCCCGAGUGGAUGACGUGCAGCUGAGAUUUCUCAGGUCAUUUGUAUGUUUGACAUUAUGGCUGCUGCUUUUGCUGCCACUACCCCUGGUCCAGCCUGGCUUAAAGUCCAGGUUUGAAGCCAAAAAGAGGGGAGCUUUCCUGUGUCCUGGGAUGGGGAGCCAGAGCUCCGUGGCAGGGCUGGAGGGUCGGGGUGCACUUUAGCUUUGUGGCAAGGUGGGAGCUGCGGUAGCAGCUUUACUAAUUGGGAUGGGUCUGGCCUGGCUGUGCUGGGGGUGGGCCGUGGCGGUGGUUCCUCAGACACCCCUGUGCCCAGCCACAGCCUGUCUGCCCUUGGGCCCCGGCAGGAGGCGCUGCCUCCCCACUCCCUGCACCCCAGUCGGGGCUGACUUUGGGGGCAGCAGUCUGAAUGUAUCCUUCUCCCCAUUUAACCUGAGCUGCCUAACGCACAGUGGGGGUCGGGGGGAGUGAGGGGUUGAGGAACCAGGGCUGAAUCAUGGAUCCUGGGGGGGAAGCUACUAGAUACAGGAGUGAUUAUCAUUGUUUGUGGAGCCCAGGUCCCUACCUGGUCCUUGCCACACAAGCACCUUCUACAGAGAGUAGCUCUGGGUGGCAGGGUGGGGGCUGCAUGGAACAUGGCGGCCCUCACAGGCCCUGGCUCCUCCCUCUCUCGCCUGCCUGUGCCGCUUCUCUGUGCCUGCUGUUGGAGCCCUGAUGGGUGGGUGGAGUUCGCCACCCUGGUGAGCCUGAGGGAGGUGUUCCCAGGAAGGGGCCUCUGCCUGGGAGCUUUGCGGGGAGCUGCUUAUGGGUGUUGUCUGUCCAGACACCUUGUUUCAAAGGGAGUGGGCGGGAGCUAGCAAGCAAAGCAUCCCCACAGCUGAUCAAGAACUUUUUCUUGUUUUUAAACCAUCACGUCUUCAUUUCACAUUGGAAUAAAGUGAGUUUUUGAAACCUGC
Equus quagga is the source of this 5900-nucleotide messenger RNA. RefSeq names its product clustered mitochondria homolog (gene CLUH). Gene Ontology annotation, cellular component: cytoplasm. The record is from RefSeq and is a predicted model, not a curated record. The transcript is spliced from 26 exons. Gene Ontology annotation, biological process: intracellular distribution of mitochondria. The coding region runs from base 62 to 4579 and encodes 1505 amino acids. NCBI's taxonomy places the organism in Eukaryota, Metazoa, Chordata, Mammalia, Perissodactyla, Equidae. Gene Ontology annotation, molecular function: mRNA binding; protein binding.